AUGAGCUCUAGCCAAUCGAGCCUCGGGCGUCGAAAGAGAGGUUCACAGUCGCCUGUGAAGAGAACCAGCCAAUACCCGUCAAAGACCAACACGACUCCUAAUACUACGAGUACGAGAAGCACUGGUCCAUAUGAUCGUGCAUUUCUGCAAAAUCUUAUCAAUCACAAUAUAUUCCCAGAUGGUUAUGAAUAUCCAGAUGGCGGAUUGCCACCAGAGCCUGAGAACAUGAACGAUAUACUCGCCGCGAUGGCUCAGCCUCGACCGUCUUUAUCCCCAUCUCAAUUCUCCAAUGAUGAUUUCAGAAGGUUUAAAAGAGCAGACACCCAUGCUUUUAAAGAGCGUGAAAUUACAACAAACGUCAUACCUUUGAUCGAAGGAACAAUCGCAGAUAGCAAAUGUGUUGCUGGAGACGUUCCAUUCACAAACCUAGACGACUUGACCGACGGCACGAUCGUUUCAGGCAAGCCUGCCCUGUACCGCGGGGCACGGCCCGAACAGCUCGAUAUCAGAAUUCGCAGAGAGCAAAGCCGUAAGAUCAACCCCUCGUCUCAGAGCGAUCUUCCAAUCCUGGCAAAUUUUUUCCUCGAGGCCCUGACCAGUUGCUUCCAGACAGUCGUGUUAUAA
Molecule: messenger RNA, 624 nt
Organism: Metarhizium brunneum ARSEF 3297
Lineage: Eukaryota; Fungi; Ascomycota; Sordariomycetes; Hypocreales; Clavicipitaceae
Source: RefSeq, a predicted model, not a curated record